Molecule: messenger RNA, 1125 nt
Organism: Capra hircus (goat)
Lineage: Eukaryota; Metazoa; Chordata; Mammalia; Artiodactyla; Bovidae
Gene: C13H20orf202
Product: chromosome 13 C20orf202 homolog
Exons: 3
Coding region: 1-483 (160 amino acids)
Source: RefSeq, a predicted model, not a curated record
AUGGUAGAGCUGGACCUGUCCUGCUCCAAAGGCCUGUGCCAUCCUUUGGACACAGAGGUGGCCCCAGAAGCCAGCCAGACCCCGAUCCUGGCCCGAAGGAGAGAACCGGACUGUCCAAGUCUAAGGUCCCUCAGGACCAUAAGCAGAGCUGUUCCGCAUCAAGGUUUCUCCCGAGGAGCUGAGAUGAAAACAACAGAGGAGCCAACCUCGAGUCUCGGGCAGACCCUGGAGUGGCUGAGAAAGGAGCUGGCUGAGAUGCAGGACCAAGACCAGAGACUCCUGCUUACACUGAGGCACCUGCACAGCGUCCUGGAGGAGCUCCGCGCAGAGAGUGUCCCCUGGGAGGAUGCCAGGUCGAGUAGCGGGACCUCCCCCAUCAGAGCUCGAGCAGGCUCUGAAGGCAGGGCCCGCCAACCCUUUCCCUCCAGGCGCCCGGCCCAUCUCCUUCAAGGGGUAGACAGCAGACGAAGUUCCCUCCCUUAACAGGCGGGAGACGACCUUGACUUUAACCCUCCCCCAACCAGUCUAAACUUUGACUGUGAUGCUGUUGAAAGAGAGCACUGGAAUGGGAGUCAGGAAGUCCAGGCUCUGGAUUUACCCAUGCCCUCAUUCACUCUAUGUCCCUGGAACUGUCACUCAGCUUCUCUGUGUCACUCUUUCCUCUCCUGUCACUUAGCAGUAUUUCAAAAAUAAGCUAAGAGAUGUGAAUACAUUUGGGAAACAGAAACAUGUUAUAUGGCUUCCAGCCAGCACCAUGGUAGUAAUCCUAUUCUUGGGAAUUUCUCACAAGGUGGUUAUUAAAACAAAGAAAGAACUCAGUGUGCCAGGGUGUUUAUCCAGUGUUGCCAUGGUGAAAAACAGAACCCCAUGUAGUGACUUGCUGGUUGUUUUCAGGCCUUUUAUUUCCCUUUAUCUGAAAGCAACAGGCCCUACAACCACCCUGGCCAUAGGGAUCAGCAUGUGACCAGGCUUGGCCAAUUACAGUUCAUCGUCACCCUAACAACAUGAUUGGCCCAAUGGGUAGCCCAUGCGACUCCACAGAGCCAAUCACAAACCUUCUCUGGCAUUACCCUCUUGAUACUUGUUCUUCUGAAGUUGCAAAGCUGGGGCUGCCAGUGGCCAGGA